AUGUGGGCAACCCAGAAGGAAUCCACCAGCUUUCGGUUCUCUUCAGUGAUCGUGGAACUCCCCAAUCAAUCCGGCUUUUUGAACUCCUACAGUGGACACACUUACAAGUUUACCAAGGAGGAUGUUUCAUUCAAAUACAUUAAGAUCCACAUGAAGACCCAACACGAGGGCUAUCCGCUGAGGAAGAUUGGCAAGCUGACCUUGGAUCGUAACCCCGGAAAUUACUUCGCCGAUAUUGAGCAGGCGGCAUUCUCUCCGUCUAAUAUGGUACCUGGCUUUGCGGCUUCGGCCGAUCCCGUCCUCCAAGCGCGCCUAUUCGCUUAUCCCGACGCAGCUCGCUACCGCCUCGGAGUCAACUACCAGCAACUCCCCACCAACGCAGCCAAGGUCCCCGUAUACUCUCCCUUUGAGAGAGACGGCAAAAUGAGGUUUGAUGAUAACUACGGCGGUGAUCCAAACUACGUCAACUCCUCUCUCCAGCCGACCAAAUUCUACCCAGAAGUCAAAGGAGUCAACCCUGAGUCGCUGAGCGUGCAUACCGAGCACGAGAAGUGGGUUGGCGAAGUUACAACCUACACCAGCCACAUGAAAGACGAUGAUUUCAUUCAGCCUGCUGCUUUGUGGGAUGUCAUUGGCCGUGAUCCGGGACACCAGGAAAGGAAUAUUGAGAAUCUUGCUGGGAGUAUCAGUGGGGUCAAGUCGGCACUCUUUAGCAAAGUCGACCAGGAUCUUGGGGUAAAGGUCAAGAUGGCGACCGAGGCAGCUAUCAAAAACUAA
Molecule: messenger RNA, 777 nt
Organism: Penicillium arizonense
Lineage: Eukaryota; Fungi; Ascomycota; Eurotiomycetes; Eurotiales; Aspergillaceae
Exons: 5
Coding region: 1-777 (258 amino acids)
Biological process (GO): response to hydrogen peroxide; hydrogen peroxide catabolic process
Cellular component (GO): peroxisome; mitochondrion; cytoplasm
Molecular function (GO): heme binding; catalase activity
Source: RefSeq, a predicted model, not a curated record